Aphanomyces astaci is the source of this 1809-nucleotide messenger RNA. RefSeq lists its product as hypothetical. The record is from RefSeq and is a predicted model, not a curated record. Bases 1 to 1749 code for a protein of 582 amino acids. Lineage: Eukaryota; Oomycota; Saprolegniomycetes; Saprolegniales; Verrucalvaceae. The transcript has a single exon.
AUGAACACAGCCGAUCGAGGAAUGGAUCUGCAAGAGCGUGUGUCGUACAUCCAGUCUGCCACCAACGACAAGGACGUAGACGGCUACGACGAAGCCAAGACGCCCUGCCAGCUUGAAGACGGAGCCCUGGUUGAAGGGGGCGCCCUGGACCUGCUCUCUCGUGAAGCCAUGGGCCUCUUUGCGCAAUACGCCGCCAUCGGUGUCAUCUACGGCAUGAUCCCAGCCCUCAACUACCCCAUUUUCAACGUGUACCUGCAAUUGGAAGGCUACCAAACAGCUUCGUACACCACCCUCGUGACUUUGGGUUGGUCGUUCAAAGUGUUCAUGGGCAUGUUGUCCGAUUGUGUACCGAUAUUUGGCUACCGCCGCAAGUCGUGGAUGUUGAUCGGGUGGGUGGCCACGAUGAUCUGCUUGACGAUCAUGACGUUCUCUUCGUUGGGUGACCCGUAUUGCAACCGCGAAAAGGCUGAGGAGCGAAAGUCCAAGGCAUGCUCCAAGCCGUACUCGAACGCGUCGGUGACGGAUCUUGACUUGUUCAACACGAGCGCACCGGACAACGGUGGCUUGUUUAUCAUUUUGUCCAUGUUUGUGUCGCUGGGGUACGUCACGGCUGCGUGCGCGUCCGACGCCAUGGUGGUGCAGUACGCCCAGCGCGAACCCCUGGCCAUCCGCGGUCGAGUUCAAACGGCCAUCUACACGGUGCGCACCUUAGCCGGCAUCAUCGCAUUGAUCGUGACCGGGUUCGGGCUGAACGGUGUCAACUACAACGGGUCGUUCUCAUUCUCGAUGGCCCCCAACGUUCCGUACGCCAUCUGUUUGAUUCCGUGCGUGUUCGUAGUGCUCACGACGGUGUUUGUCGUCCAAGAGACGAAGACGCCGGCCAUUCCGUUCAAGGUGUGGGUGGGCAACUUCUGGGACUUGCUGCAGAAGCGCGUGAUGUGGCAGAUUUGCGCGUUCCGGUUCAUCAACAACAUGUUCCAAAGCAUCGGGUCCACGGCGGGGUCUCCUAUGUCCAGCAUUUGGGCUGACGUCGAGCCCUUGAAUGACUCGUUGUCGGCUAUCAUUGGGAACGCCAUCUUUUCCGCCAUCUUGAUUGUGGUGGCGAAAUGGGGAUUACACUGGAACUGGCGGUGGACCAUCGCCCUCGGCACCAUCGGGGUCAUUCUCAUCGAUGGGAUGGUUAUCUUUUUCACGAUCUGGGACGUGGUACGCAACCAGUGGUUCUACACGGGCGUAGCGUUGGCCGACAACAUCCCGGGUGGCGUGCGCUUCAUCGUGGCGACGUACUGCGCCGUGGAAAUCGCCGACGUCGGCAACGAGGGGGCCACGUACGGCUUGGUCACGACCGUGUCCAACUUGGCGUCUCCGUUUGCCUCCGUGCUCUACAAGUAUGUUGAUUCGUACUUGACACUGUCGCAAGACGACCUCAAGUCUGACACGACCGCCGUGCGCUGGGACGUGACGUACUCGUACUUUAUCGCGUUCGGGUGCAAGUUGUUUGCGUUGACAUGGUUGUGGAUGCUGCCUCCUCAGCGCCCUCAAAUGCAAGAGCUCAAGAAGAAGGGUGGCAAGAGCAAGUUGGCCGGGGUCAUUUUGAUCGUGGUCUUUACGUGUUGCUUGUCGUUCUCGGUCACGACCAGCAUCAUGUCGAUCUACCCUUCCACCAAAUGCUACCGCAUUGCUGGUGGCAACGGCAAGUUGGACCCCAACACUAGUAAAUGUCCAUUGGUCAAGGCCAAGAAGGGCUAGAUGCACUCGGAUCACCCAGUAGUGAGUCAUAAAGAUAUGUUACAUUAAACAAUUGUGCAG